Molecule: messenger RNA, 789 nt
Organism: Perkinsus marinus ATCC 50983
Lineage: Eukaryota; Perkinsozoa; Perkinsida; Perkinsidae
Exons: 7
Coding region: 1-789 (262 amino acids)
Source: RefSeq, a predicted model, not a curated record
AUGGUAGCAGCAGCAGCAGCAGCUAAUAUAAUACGAGGAGGAGGAGGAGGAGGGAUGUUACGUCGCAGUCUACCUCUCUUAUUCUUACAUGAUUUCCGCAUAAAGACUUCAGCCACUGGAUAUCCAGCCUAUACUGGAGCUCAACAUCAGUUCGUGAGUAAAGAGAUACCGGUACCGCAGAAAGAAGCUGUGUAUGCUAGUCUGUGGGAGAAUGUUGAUAUGUAUGCUGACCCAAGCCUUAUAGAUAAAACAGCUGCUACUAUCAUUGGAGUUGGUGCUAAAGGAGAAUCACGUCCAUUUGAUUGGAUACAACACAUAAGUCUUCAAUUCAUAUGUGAGACCCGUGGUGGUGAUGGAUCAGGAGUUACUUCUGAGGAACCCUUGGCGGAACCUCUCACUCAUUUGGAUAUUCUCGAAGCUUUAAGCAAACAACAUGAAUUGGAUCUAUUACCUAGUCAAUUGGAUAUCCUACCCCAUGCCGCCGCCGCCAGUGGUAUACACUAUUCCGGUUUACAUGAGGUGCAUGUAAGAUCACGUGCUGCUUUGGAGGCUGCAAGGAAGCGAGCCAGCGAUGCUCGAAAAGCUAAACUGGCUCAAUUGGCCAAGUUUGAUUUCAAAGAAGAGAAGUCCAUAGCGACAGAUCUAUCGGGAGCAUGGGCUGAGGAUGAAGAUAAGGAUGAAGAUGAUAAGGCCUAUCUCAUGAAUCCUCGUCGAGCUGAAUAUAAAGCAUGGUUGAAACGUAAAGCAGAGGAGAGUACUAAAGGAAGUGAUGUCCUACGAGAUGAAUGA